Molecule: messenger RNA, 6579 nt
Organism: Pelodiscus sinensis (Chinese soft-shelled turtle)
Lineage: Eukaryota; Metazoa; Chordata; Testudines; Trionychidae
Source: RefSeq, a predicted model, not a curated record
GGUCUGGGCUGUCCGUCGGCGGAACGCUGGGGGCCGCACUUCCGUCUUGGUGUCAGCGGGUCUCGGCCCGGGGCUGCUGCGGGACCAGCUUGUGAACUCUUUGAGGGCAUGGUCUGUCUUCCUGCAACACAUACUGGCCAGAACUUGGAAACUUCAUACUCUAGAAGCACAUACAGUUUUGUAUGUACCUGUGUCAGGCUUCCAGCUCCACCAAUGAAUAUCUGCAAAUAAAAUAAAUUCCUGGCCUUGGCAAAUUCUGCAAAGUAUUUCAAUAUAUUUUACUGUGUACAAGCAUUUCAUUUCAUCAUCUGUUAUCCUUACUCCAAUAAGAGAUAAACAAUAAUUUCAUCUGAAGCUUGAAAAGGAGGGAUACUGCAAGCUUCCAACAUUGUUAAUACACAAGAUUGCUUUUUAAAAUAAUCUUAAGUGACUUGGUAUUAUGAAGGAAGAGUCUAUUGCACAAAAAUGUUUGAUCUUUAAAUCCCUCAAAAUGAUGUAUUAGAGGAAGCCAAGUUACUGGUUCGGAGAUUUCAUAUUGAAGGAUGAACAGUGAAGAGGAGUUCUUUGAUGCUGUUACGGGAUGGGGAAGAAGAAAACUAUGAAAAACAGAAUUACUGGCUUUGAUUCUGACAAUUCUUCAGGAGACUUUUCAGAAACAAAUCACAAAGUUGCAGAAAUGCUUGAUCUGGAUCCAUCGCAAAGCAAUAGGACUGGAAAACAUAAUGGAGAAAGACAGCGUCAGGAGAAUGGAAUUAAGAAACACAGAACAUCAUUACCUGCACCAAUGUUUUCUAGGAGUGAUUUCAGUGUGUGGAGUAUAUUAAAAAAAUGCAUUGGACUGGAGCUGUCUAAAAUUACAAUGCCUAUUGUCUUCAAUGAGCCACUGAGCUUCCUCCAGCGGAUAACCGAAUACAUGGAACACAUAUACCUCAUUCAUAAAGCUAGCAGUCAUGUGAACUCCCUGGAAAGAAUGCAGGCUGUAGCUGCUUUUGCAGUUUCUGCAGUAGCGUCUCAGUGGGAGAGAACUGGCAAACCAUUUAACCCUCUACUAGGAGAAACAUAUGAAUUAAUCAGGGAGGAUUUAGGCUUUAGGUUUAUAUCUGAACAGGUCAGUCAUCACCCACCUGUUAGCGCAUUUUAUUCUGAAGGCCUCAAUAAGGACUUUGUUUUUCAUGGAUCAAUCUACCCCAAAUUAAAGUUCUGGGGGAAGAGUGUAGAAGCAGAGCCCCGAGGAACAAUUACUUUGGAGCUUCUAAAACAUAAUGAAGCUUACACAUGGACAAACCCAACCUGUUGCGUACAUAACAUAAUUAUAGGUAAACUGUGGAUAGAACAGUAUGGAACAAUAGAAAUUGUAAAUCACAGUACUGGAGAUAAAUGUGUCCUUAAUUUUAAACCAUGCGGCCUGUUUGGGAAAGAGCUUCACAGAGUAGAGGGUCACAUUCAGGACAAAAACAAGAAGAAGCUCUCUGUGAUCUAUGGCAAAUGGACAGAAUGCUUAUGGUGUAUCGAUCCUGCCACAUAUGAUAGUUCUAAAAAGAACGAGAAGAGAGGUGGUGACCAGAAGAAAAUGAAGCCGAGUGAAGAUGCUGAGAAUGACGAGGCUGAUGAUAUGCCAGAGAUCCAAGAGACCGUACAAAUGAUACGAGGCAGCAAGCUGCUUUGGAGAAUAAAUUCUAGACCUCCAAACUCAUCACAGAUAUACAAUUUCACCAGUUUUGCUGUGAGUCUCAAUGAGCUGGAAACGGGCAUGGAAGCAAUUUUAGCUCCCACUGACUGUCGUCUACGUCCAGAUAUCAGAAGCAUGGAAAAUGGAGAUCUGGAUCUGGCUAGCAAAGAAAAGGAGAGACUAGAAGAGAAACAAAGAUCUACUCGUAAGGAACGUGCAAAAGAUGAAGUGGAAUGGACGACAAGAUGGUUUCAUCAAGGCAAUAAUCCAUACACUGGAACUUCAGACUGGUUAUAUUCAGGCGGCUACUUUGAUAGAAAUUUCUCAGACUGUCCAGAUAUAUAUUGAAAUAUCUGAACCCAUCACUCCAUCUCAUCUGGACACUUAGUUGUUAAAUUUCAUUCAGUGCCAGUUAUUCUGGUUUUGUUAAUAGCAAAUACAAAAAACCCCCACACCUUUUCUAAAGUAAAUUUUAAUGAAAAUUGUAUCAUUCACCAAUCAAGGAUUUGUCAUUAAUUUUGAUUGCCAUAUAUUUAAAUGCUGCUACAUUUUUUUCCUGUAAAGCUUUCAUCUGAAAUCAUCAUGUUUUAACUAAGUUUUAAAGGGUUGUCUUUUUUUUGUCAAAGGUAUGCUGUAGCCAGUAGAGUUUACAACACCCUUUUAAUUAUAUAGCUAAGAAAAAAUAGCAGUGAUAUCCUUGUUACUUCACUUAGCACAGCAUUAAAAAAUCGAAGUAUCCAGAACUUGGAACAAUGGUAAAUUGGCAUGGUACAAACAUGAUCCAAGCAAGCAGAAGUAGUGUUCCUUGUGAAGAGAUGUAUAUGACCUUUUUCAAAUGGUAAGCAGAGCUGAAGAGAUUGAAGCUCCUGGUCUAUCUCAGUACAAUUCAAAGGCUUAAAAAACACAAAGCACUGAAUGUUAGGCUUACUGCAGCUUGAACUGCUACUCCUAAUUGUCUCUGGGCACUGUGAGCAUUACUUGAACUAUGUACUUAUGAUAACAAUUACUUAAACCUUAUGUUGGGGUGUGGGAAGGGUAAAUUAGCAAAUACCUGCUUUUGUGAAGUAAAAUGUUGCUCUUAAAAUACAGAAGGCUUCAGAGAGAUUUGUAGAAACAUGGAAGUUGUGAUUACAGUGUACACUAAAGAUCUCUGUGGCCGCUUACUUUGACUAGGAGGCUUGGGUCUCCAGCACUACUAUUGGCAGCUUAGGCCUGGUCUACACUAUGGGGCAAUGUCUACCUAAGAUAUGCAACUUCAGCUAUGUGAAUAGUAUAGCUGGAGUUGACAUACCUUAGGUCAAGUUGCCACAGGGUCCCCACUAUGAGGGGAGUGGGCUGAGCGGAGAAACUCUGCAAUUGGCUCCCCUUCCUCUUCAUGGCCUGGUGGAGUACCAGUCAGCAGGAGUGCAAUCAGUGGUGGAGUUAGCACAUCCUUUCUAGACCUGCUAAAUCAACCUCCAGGAGAUUAAUCCCCAGAGUAUCAAUCUUCCGGUAAGUGUAGACAAGGCCGUAUGCAUUAUUUAUGCUUCUAGACUGACUUUUCUUUGGAAGCAUUCAGUAUAUAUCCAUAGAUGGUCUUACUUGUUUUUAGUUUUUUUGUUUUUUUGUUUUUGUUUUUUACGUGUUCUGAAACAGGGUCACAUCUGGUUGUAUGUUGUGAAAAGCCAAUCUUUUUAAAGCUAAGCAGCAUAACUGAAGUUAUUUUAAAACUAGUAAUGGGUAUAAUCUCUGUAACCACUUGCAGUCAUAGAGAAUUGAUUUACUUUUGUUGGCAUAGAAAUGUCAAAGCAUAUAAUGUUGGAAUGAUUUAAACUGCACAUCAGUUGACUGACUAUACAUUUAUGGAGUUAAAUUGUCAUCAAAGUAGUACAUUUCUAUUGAGGCUUAAAUAAUUAGAUGUAGAAAUUAAACAAAUGUUAAUAGUUGCUCAUUCUUUUAUGAAAGCUCUCUAUUUAGUAACCAAUCGAAACUGGUGAUGUUGCUGAUAAAUGUAUAGUAAUUCAGAGAUUGCUGAUGUUAAACACCAGCAUUUCUUUGAGUAUUCAUGAAAGAAUCCAUCUGAUUUCCAGAUGCAUUUCAGAUUGCAUACUUGUGACUUCAUCCAAAGGCUAGGUUUUGAAGUGCUUCUACCAGCUAGAAGAAAAAUACACAAAACUCAAGAGAAACAUAUUUCUUUUACACCCAAAAUGAGCUAUUUUAUAUUUGUUACAUUUUGUUCAUUUUUUCAGUGAAGAAGGUAAGCCAUGAAAGUUAAAGGCAAUUAAGGAACAGCUCUGAAAUAAAUUCAUGUCACUGUAUCCUGUCGUCAGCAAUUAACUGUGUUCACCUUGAAGUCUCUUGGCCAGCCAGGCUAAUCUUGAUAUUGUUUAUAUUGGUGUGCUAGAGAAAAAAAAUGUUCACUCCAGAUUUAAAUAUAUUGGCAAUUCUGAUUUUAAUACGGAAUAACUAAUGCUUAUGGACAACUUAACUACUUCCUAUCAGGUUCUUUUUGCAAAGUUAAACCUAAAAGAUUAAUAUUUCAUAUAUUCUAAGCUGCUUCAAGUUUCUUGCAAGCAGAUGCUAACAUAAGGAGCAUUGUGCACUGCUAACAGUGAAUGGAUUCAAAUUUUAAGCCAUUUUUGUAAUGUUUCAUGAAUAACUCUUAUUUAACGUAAAUACUUGAGUUUGUCUGUUAUUAGUUCUGCUCUAAGACACAUACAUAAAAAUAGAAAGUCACCAGAAUGAAAAAGUUAUGAAUUUUAAAAAAUCCUAUUUAUAAAUAAGAUGUACAGAUGGCAAAUCUUUUCAUUUUGAAUCACAACCUAAGUUUAGUAGGUCUAAAAAUGUUUUCAUUAUGCAAACAAAUCAGUUUUUUAUUUGAAAAAGGCUAUAGAGGCACACUUAAUCCAAAGCAUUGUAUCAGUCUUCAUGGAAUAAAAAACUCCAGAAAAAUGUCACCUAUUACCACUUACUGUGUUUUAUAAGUCUGUUUACUUUGGCAUUUUUCCUAAUUUUAAAUCAAACCCCAAUAACUUCUGCUCUCCCUCCCCCAUGGCGUGUUUAUUUCCCUAAAAACCUCAAGUGAAUUUCAUGUUUGUCUGUUCUUUGUUUGGCUUAUUAAGGCUGCAUCCAGAGUAUUUACAAAAUGCUUGCCCAAUUCUGCUGGCUAGCAUAUAUUUCAUUAGCCGUCUGAUACUUAAUGUUACAUUUUGAUUAUUUGUGUCUCAAUGAAAAACAUUAAUGGUUUGUUAAAUGAAGAGCUCACCUAUCUAGUUUUACUUCUUAAAACACAUUAGCUAAACUUUGCACCUUUUUAAAAGAAUGUCACUUUUAUAACUUUAUUAAACACUGACUGUAUUUAAAAUAACUGUAUGUUGGUAUGUGUUAAUACACCUACGUGGAAUUUUUUUUUUUAAAGAAACCACAAUAGAUGCUAAACACACUUCAGGCCAAUACAUCGUGUGAAAGAUGUUUUGAAGCGUGACUUUCAAAAUAAAGUAACUACUUUUCUGGGAAGGAAAAGUUGCACAUUAUCUUGGCUGGUUGUUUUCCUUUGUAUCUACCAUGAUGCUUAUUGGAGAGAGAGAAUUUGAAUUAGAACUUUCAUCCCUACAAACACACCUUUUCUUCUGCUUGAGCAUGCAGUGGACUCAGUUCUUUGAUAUCAGGCUGUUAGUAGAAAAAUACAAAAAUGUAGGUAUCACUAAUAUACUGAAAGCUACUGAUCUUGAAAAAAAUAACUCAUUUGUUUUAAACACUUUUUUGGCGCAACUCAAACUCCCCCCCAAAUCAAAAAAGAAAGGGAAAGAAAAGGAUGUGAAUCUAGAUAUGUUUUGAAUUUUAUUCCCUGCAGUCAGUUUCACCUUUACAUGUUUUUAAAGGCCCAAACACUAAGUGGGCCUUCAAAAUGGUAAAUUAAGCUUUUGGUAAAACUAUAUAUUCCAACAGAAUGAAAUUUUUUUUUAUAGCCACUGCACAGAACCUCUCUGUCAUUUUGAGGAUACACCAUACUAUAGAUUUGUGACAACUGUUUGGGAUAUUGGACGCUGGCAGUUCCUGGGUCCCAGAUUAUAUUGGGAGGGGAAUUAUAUACUCCAAGUUAAGUAGAAAAAACACUGAAAUGAUUAGCAGUGGUGUCCCAUAUAAACAGUUUAAAAUACUCAAAUUAAGAGGUGAAGGCUGUGAGGUUUAUCUUUUUCUGCCUCAAUGCUUUGAAAUCUGGGGGAAGAUGGUGGGUGUUUGUUUUUGUUUUUGUUUUUUUUCAAGAAUUUUCCUAAAUCUAGAAUGGAUAUAAAUGACUUCAGAUCACUAAUUUUUACAUACUAAUAGUUUGUGAUAAAAUGGUUUGUAUUUGUAACCAUCUGCACAGUACAUUUGCCUGAUGUAUUUCCUCAUAAAUGUAGUCCUUAUCUCUCAUGUUCACUGUACUUUGUGUAUCUAAAUAUGACAGAUAAACAUAUUUGUUCAGUAUGUAGACUUAAAACACUACAUAAUUUUAUAAUAUACUGUAUCUUUGCCUCUCUGAAAACACACCUGUGGUUUGGGUCAAUUGUAUAAUAGAGCAAUAUUUAAAUUUAUGUAAAUCUAAUGAUUCUAACAUAGAAAACUCAUUUUUGGUAUGUUUUGUAGCAUGAAAAAUAUUAAAACUCGCUUAUACCCAGAAUUCCAGGCCACUUUGACUGAAGCUGCUUUUCUUUUGCCUUACUCAAUUGCUGUUGUUUAAAUAUUUACACACUUUGUCUGCCUUACCCAUGUUGCAUGAAAAUAUUAAAUAAAAAUGAUUUAGUGAAAUUGAUUUAUUUUUAUAAUAUUUAAUAAUGGUCAAUACCCAUCUAUAACAAUCAUAUUCAGCUUUUCAGAGAAGUCUGUACAGAUUUGUGGACAUAAAUGUUAAACUGUAAAUCUGAAUAAAGGUCAUUUUGAAGAAGAUA